UCUCUCUCUCCUUAGCCCGUCCUCUCACCUGUCGCGCCUUUCAUCACAAGGUGUACAAUACUUCCACAACAUUUUCAAUCUUCUAUUAUCUGCCAUUAAUUCCGGCAGCUACUGCUUCCAGAACCAAGAUCUUUUAAAAACAGACUUUUUCCUGCCCCUUACACUGUGUUGCGACCCACUCCAGUUGCGCAACAACUAGCUCGCUCAAAACCACCGUUGAAUCCAUUUCAAAGUCACAGUCUCGUCUAGUAUCACCUAACACAAUGUCUGGAAAGUUGGACAAGUCACUCGACGAGAUCCUCGUCAACCGUCGUCAGGGCGCUCGUCGCCGCAAUCGUCGUGCCGCCCAGGGUAAGCCGGCCCCUGCUGCUGUUGGAGGAGUCAAGAAGAGCACAAAGGCUGCCAAGCUUGCCGGCAAGGCUGUCCAAGCUGGACAUCACCCUGGGUCGACCGAGAGCAAGAUCAUGGUUAGCGGCUUGCCUUCCGAUGUGAAUGAGGCCAAUAUCAAGGAAUACUUCUCUAAAUCCGCAGGUCCCGUCAAGCGAGUCAUGCUCACUUACAACCAAAAUGGCACUAGCCGCGGCAUCGCCUCCAUUGUCUUCAGCAAACCCGACACAGCUGCGAAGGCUGCCAAGGAUCUGAACGGACUGCUUGUCGAUGGACGUCCCAUGAAGAUUGAGGUCGUCGUUGACGCCUCGCAUGCCCCCGAAGUUCAGGCUCCCAAGCCCCUUGGCGAGCGUGUCGCACAAACCAAGUCCCAGCCCAAGCCAGCCACAGCCAGCAAAGCCACCGAUAACGCUCGUGGACGCAAUCGCCGUGGCCGUGGUGGCCGUAAUGCGGCCAAAUCGAACCGUCCCAAGCCCAAGACCGUGGAGGAGCUUGAUGCUGAAAUGGUAGACUACUUCGGUGCCGAAAAUGGAGGUGCUGCGGAGGGCAAUGCCCCUGCAAACGGAGCCGUCCAGCAGCCUACCAACGCUGGAGAGGACCUUGGAAUGGCUGAGAUUUCUGUAUGCUGCCCUGGUCUCGCACUCAAUCCGAUGACGCGCUAACAUGGACGUAACAGUAAAUGUAUCGUGAUACCUUCAAUUCAAUUGCAGAGGCAGGUUACUUCUGCCAAGUCUGAUCAGCUUCUGAUCCACGGGCUACAGGCUUGUUACUCAGAUUCGUGUUUCUGUUCCACUUUCUUCCCCUUUACUCCCCUUAUGUUUUAGUUUGGUUUUUCUAAUGUCUCUUCUGCUAUUUGGCUCGUUGACGGGAACUCGAGGAAGACUCGUAUGUAUUUAAUAAACGGACGGUCGCAAUAAAAACCGAAAAACAUUGAAACGGAAGCUGUAAGCUUAUAAUAGAUAUAUUAUUGUGUCCAACUGUUUACCGGAGUAAACUACUACCAGUAUACUAGUCAUCUGGUGUUGCCAACUGUAUUGCCAUUCAAGUUGCGUCGGGGGAAAGAUCCCCAUCAACGGCCUUGGCGCCUCUUCAGCUCAACUUCCAUCUCCGCGAUUUGUAAUAACUCCGCCAAAAGGUUCCAACGUGUGAUGAGAAAUGUAACUUUAUCAGGUGAAGAUUAGCCAAGUAGCGGGAUUCUGACGCUAUAGAUCCGCAUAUUUAGUAAAAAAAGAUAAGAAAAAAAAAACUAGCUGUGGCACUGUUGUUUGGGGUCAACGUGAAUACUACCGCUAUAUAUAUGUAUAAUGCCAUGCUAGAGACCAAG
Messenger RNA from Aspergillus alliaceus, 1711 nucleotides. RefSeq names its product RNA binding domain protein. Gene Ontology annotation, molecular function: mRNA binding. The transcript is spliced from 5 exons. Gene Ontology annotation, biological process: mRNA export from nucleus. The coding region runs from base 264 to 1049 and encodes 261 amino acids. Lineage: Eukaryota; Fungi; Ascomycota; Eurotiomycetes; Eurotiales; Aspergillaceae. Gene Ontology annotation, cellular component: nucleus. The record is from RefSeq and is a predicted model, not a curated record.